AUGAUACAGCACAACUGCAUAGGGGAUGUAGGCUACCGAUCGUACAUUCGUUUUCUGGUACUGCGUUUUGCUUCAAAGGAGUUCUUCACGAGCGCGCCGCCGCCGAUUACCACCUCCGCAAUCGCGUCGCCGCCGGUCGCCACCCCCGCGAGCGCGCCGCCGCCGGCCACCACCUCCUCGGGCGCGUCGCCGCCGGUUGCCACCUCCGCCAGCGCCGUCGCCCGUCGUGAAGGGAGCCUUCGCCUCGCCGUCGGGCGCGCCGUGUUGGCCGCCAAGGUUGACCUCUAUAACCGCAACGGUGGAUGCAGUAUUACAGUGCAUACCUUCAGAUCGUCGAGCACCCGCUGGGACCGUGCGACCUCUACUGGCCACCGCCGCCUCCCGUUCGGGAAGCUCGAAGACCGCCGUGAUGCCGUCGUCCUCGGCGGAAACACCGUCCACUGGCUACUCCAGGAUGUCAACAAGAUCCUCACCUACGACAUCCGCAGAGAGUGGCUGGGCUCAGUGAAGCUCCCACCCACCAGCGGCGUAAAAAGCAGCCAAAGGAUCCUAGGGACGUCGACGGACGGUAGGCUGCGGCUGCUCACCGCCGAACGUUUCGUGAUAUCGGCGUGGCUGCAAGUCGAGGAUGGUUGGGUGAAGGAGGCGGUGAUCGACGUGGAGCAGAAUCUACGGUCACUGCUGCCCUCUAUGUCCCCGGACUGUAUGUGGAUUGCUUUCGAGCGCUUUGGGGAGAGGAGCCGCGUGGUGCUGUUUCGGGUAUAUCACGGUGAUGAUAUGUUGCUGCGUCCUAAAGGCCGGCUCGCUGUCCUAGACUUGGACACGAGGGAGAUGCACAUGCAAGAGGCAUAUCCCUCCUCCUUGUUGGUGGACAUCGACUUGUCCCAACACCUACAACAGGGUAUGAAAAUCUUUUCCUAG
Messenger RNA from Lolium perenne, 921 nucleotides. RefSeq lists its product as uncharacterized. The record is from RefSeq and is a predicted model, not a curated record. NCBI's taxonomy places the organism in Eukaryota, Viridiplantae, Streptophyta, Magnoliopsida, Poales, Poaceae.